Molecule: messenger RNA, 2480 nt
Organism: Acomys russatus (golden spiny mouse)
Lineage: Eukaryota; Metazoa; Chordata; Mammalia; Rodentia; Muridae
Gene: Abcg5
Product: ATP binding cassette subfamily G member 5
Exons: 13
Coding region: 190-2154 (654 amino acids)
Biological process (GO): cholesterol homeostasis
Cellular component (GO): plasma membrane
Molecular function (GO): ABC-type transporter activity; ATP hydrolysis activity; ATP binding
Source: RefSeq, a predicted model, not a curated record
AUAAGGACAGCCUGGCUAAAGGUACAUCAGAUAAUGGCAUCAAUGACCAAACUGGUGAACUGCUGUUUCACGAGGGAUUCCAGGACUGGGUAGGGUCAGACAGGGAACUCCCACUGGCUCCUCAGUUGAAGCUACUCUGGAGGUGGACAGGCCACUAGAAAAUUCACUUGCACUUGUUUCCUGCUGGCCAUGAGCGAGCUGCCCUUUCUGAGUCCAGAGGCAGCCGGAGGACCUCACAUCAACAGAGGGUCCCAGAGUUCCCUGGAGGAAGCCUCUGUCAUGGACUCGGAGGCUCGCCACAGUCUAGGUGUCCUGCACGUGUCCUUCAGCGUCAGCAACCGUGUCGGGCCCUGGUGGAACAUCAAAUCAUGCCAGCAGCGGUGGGACAGGAAAAUUCUCAAAGAUGUCUCCUUGUACAUUGAAAGUGGACAGAUAAUGUGCAUCCUAGGCAGCUCAGGCUCAGGCAAAACCACCCUGCUGGAUGCCAUCUCCGGGAGGCUGCGGCGCACAGGGACCCUGGAAGGGGAGGUGUUUGUGAACGGCCGCAGGCUGCACAGGGACCAGUUCCAAGAUUGCUUCUCCUACGUUCUGCAGAGUGACGUCUUUCUGAGCAGCCUCACCGUGCGCGAGACGCUGUGCUACACAGCAAUGCUGGCCCUGCGCCGUAGCUCUGAGGACUUCUACAAGAAGAAGGUAGAGGCUGUCAUGGCGGAGCUGAGCCUGAGCCACGUGGCAGACCAAAUGAUUGGCAACUAUCAUUUUGGGGGGAUCUCCAGUGGUGAGCGGCGCCGAGUCUCCAUCGCAGCCCAACUCCUUCAGGAUCCCAAGGUCAUGAUGUUUGAUGAGCCAACCACAGGACUGGACUGCAUGACCGCGAAUCAGAUUGUCAUCCUCCUAGCAGAGCUGGCUCGCAAGGAUCGAAUUGUGAUUGUCACCAUCCACCAGCCUCGCUCUGAGCUCUUCCAUCACUUUGACAAAAUUGCCAUCCUGACUUACGGAGAGUUGGUGUUCUGUGGUACACCAGAGGAAAUGCUUGGCUUCUUCACUAACUGUGGUUACCCAUGUCCUGAACAUUCCAACCCCUUCGAUUUCUACAUGGACUUGACGUCAGUGGAUACCCAAAGCAGAGAGCGAGAAAUAGAAACUUACAAGCGCGUCCAGAUGCUCGAAUCUGCCUUCAAAGACUCUGUGAUCUAUCGCAAGAUUCUGGAGAAUAUUGAAAGAACAAAACACAUGAAAACCUUACCUAUGGUCCCCUUCAAAACGAAAGACCCUCCCGGAAUGUUCUGUAAGCUUGGUGUCCUCUUGAGGAGAGUAACGAGAAACUUGCUGAGAAAUAAGCAGGCGGUGGCUAUGCGUCUUGUUCAGAAUCUGAUCAUGGGACUGUUCCUCAUUUUUUACCUUCUCCGGCUCCAGAACAGCAUGCUAAAGGGUGCUGUCCAGGAUCGCGUGGGUCUGCUGUACCAGCUUAUAGGCUCCACCCCGUACACUGGAAUGCUCAAUGCAGUGAACCUGUUUCCCAUGCUGAGAGCUGUCAGCGACCAGGAAAGUCAGGAUGGCCUGUACCGGAAGUGGCAGAUGCUGCUGGCCUACGUACUGCACGCACUCCCCUUCAGCAUUAUCGCCACAAUGUUGUUCAGCAGUGUGUGUUACUGGACUCUGGGCUUGUAUCCUGAAGUCGCCAGAUUUGGAUACUUCUCUGCUGCUGUGUUGGCCCCCCACUUAAUUGGAGAAUUUUUAACGCUUGUGCUGCUUGGGAUGGUCCAAAACCCCAAUAUUGUCAACAGUAUAGUGGCUCUGCUGAGCAUUUCUGGGCUGCUUAUUGGAUCUGGAUUUAUCAGAAACAUAGAAGAAAUGCCCAUUCCUUUAAAAAUCUUGAGUUAUUUUACAUUCCAAAAAUACUGUUCUGAGAUUCUUACCGUCAAUGAGUUCUAUGGGCUGAAUUUCACUUGUGGAGACUCCAGCUCCAAUACCUCUACGGCAUAUAACCCUUUGUGCUCCAUCACCCAGGGGAUCCAGUUCAUCGAGAAGACCUGCCCAGGCGCCACAUCCAGGUUCACAGCAAACUUUCUCAUCUUAUAUGCAUUCAUCCCAGUUCUCGUCGUCCUAGGGAUAGUGGUUUUUAAAGUCCGGGACUACCUCAUCAGCAGAUAGCCAAGGUCCCGGCCAGGAAAGGGUUUCAUGGGCAGCUGUGCCUGUGUGGACCACAGAGACGUACCGUCUUCGAGCAUCGCGAUUCCAUCUGUGACCCUUGAAUCUACCCACAUCCCCAAGUGCAAUGAGAAUGGCCCAGAGUCCUUUGCUGUUCCAGCUUGUGGGCAAAUGUGGUCCUUGGAAAUUAUGACUGACCUGGUCCAAAGAUGUAAAUAAUAACAGUAAUUCAUAAACCUAUGGGACAUUAGUUUGACUAUGUGUUUUUUCUAGACACAGAAAAAUAAGCCCGUUUUAAAAAUUAUGUUUACAUUUGAUAAAGAAUUUUA